Cuscuta europaea is the source of this 948-nucleotide messenger RNA. The record is from the annotation of a GenBank genome assembly. Lineage: Eukaryota; Viridiplantae; Streptophyta; Magnoliopsida; Solanales; Convolvulaceae.
UGUUGUUGUUGGUGAACCACAACAUUUGGUAUGUUGUUUAACUAGUUUGUGUGCUAUUUUUAGUGUCUGUAUGUAUCAAUUUUUUUCCUGUAUGCACAUUUCGUGUUGUCUGUGCAAAACUAAUAAGUGUCUGUGAAAUACCAAAUGGUUAGGGUGAACUGGAUAAAUCUUGUCCUGAUGUUACUGAACAUCAAAAUGUGUGUGCAGAUCCUAUUGUCAAUGUUGCUACUGAGCCUGAAGGGGAGAAUUCUAUUGCUGUUGAUAGUGACACACAAAAUUCGGAAAUAGAUCCAGUAAAGAUUGUAGUGGACGAGGUAUGUUUAAGGAUACAGUCAUACUGCUUGUGAUAUUUACAUUGUUGUUGGUUAAGAAAGAUUUUGCAUUAAUCAUUCCUAAAUGAGGUUUACCUUCAUUUCAAAGUUGAAGUGGGAAUCUGAGCAAAGUAUGACAGGCCACAUGUAUGAGGAGUGUCACACUCCCACAAAUCUUUUGAUGUGCCUAAAAGAGGUUGAAGAUGACAAGAUCCCUGCUUUGACAGUUCCAUUCGAAAACUUGGAUUGGGAUGUGGUUGGUGAUGAUGUUGGAACUGCUGGGGUAGACAUGAAGGCCAUUGAAGAGGUGAGUAUGAAAGAAUUGAGGAAGAGAAAGUGGUUCAAAUCUAAGUACAUUUGUAGCCCAUUCAUUGCGCCGGCGGCUAAGAGGCUUAAGGUUGGAGGACGUGAUGGUGAGUAUGAUUCUUUCAAGGCAUGGGUGGAGGAAAUUGAUGGUAUUGAACCUACCGUACUUCACCUAGAUAUUCCAUCAUCUUACCCGACAAAUAGGACAUUCUUCCGAGAGCUAAUGGAUGAAAAUGAAUGGUUAAGUAGCGAGCAUUUGGAUGCUCUAGUUCUUCUGUUCCGCAAAUCCAUAAAGACCGCGGCCUAUGAACUCAUGAGCCCUUUGUUCGCG